GCCUUCGGCGAGGUGGAGUCUGAGUCUCAGUCCGUUAGACCGAGGCAAACUUCACCGUCACUUCUGUAAAAGUGCACUUCGCUACGGUAAAUAAAGUUUUACAUCACGAACACACACACGUAACUGUUCUUAAGGCGCCAGGGUACACGAAGCGCGGCUCACUGGUCCGAGAAGUGGCGAAGAGUGGAGCGCGGCAGUCCGGCUAGCGGCGGGGGUGAGCUAACUGGCUAAACCACUCCUCAGGUUCUGUGGAAACUGUUGCACUUUUCAUCUGGAAUUCAAAUGCUUUUUAGUAACUGUUGUACAUAUUAGCACUGUUCUAGCUGUAAUCUGAAGAACUUGUAAUCGAUACACAAUAGAUUGCGCCAACGUUAGACCCGUCAUGUCCUUGGCAUUGAAGCAAGUCUUCAACAAGGAUAGGACGUUCCGGCCGAAGCGAAAGUUCGAGCCGGGCACACAGCGCUUUGAGCUGCACAAGAAGGCGCAGGCCUCACUCAACGCAGGCCUGGACCUGAAGCAGGCUGUGCAGCUGCCACAUGGUGAGAACCUGCACGACUGGGUAGCCGUGCAUGUGGUGGACUUCUUCAACCGCAUCAACCUCAUCUAUGGCACCAUCAGCGAUUCCUGCACAGACCAGUCUUGUCCCAUCAUGUCUGGUGGACCCAAGUACGAAUACCGCUGGCAGGAUGAACACCGGUACAAGAAGCCCACCGCUGUCUCGGCGCCCAAGUACAUGAGCCUGCUGAUGGACUGGAUAGAAGUGCAGAUCAACAAUGAGGACAUCUUCCCCACCAAUGUUGGUACGCCCUUUCCAAAGACCUUCAUGCAGGUGGCAAAGAAGAUCCUUUCCCGCCUGUUCCGCGUCUUUGUCCAUGUCUACAUCCACCACUUUGACCGUGUGAGCCAGAUGGGUGCCGAGGCACACGUCAACACCUGCUACAAGCACUUCUACUACUUUGUCACGGAGUUUAGCCUCAUUGACCAGAAGGAGCUGGACCCAUUGAAAGAGAUGACUUUGCGGAUGUGCCACUGAGGAGGAGGAUGGGAGGGUCUUCCGCACCUAAUGACCACACAUUCCACUGCAGACCAACGGGAUAGACCACAAGGCCACUAAGAGCAGUUGGCACCUGAGAGUCUAUUUUUCUAAACUUAUAUUUCCUUAACGAAUAGAUUGAAAUUUUAUUAAACUCAGCUUAUUUGCUGGGUAAGCAGAGGUUUUAAGACUGAAGUUUUAAGCUGUUUUGUUUUAAGAGAAACAUUUUUUUAAUUCAGACUUGAUUCAUAGCAUAUAAAUGAUUAAGUACGUACUGUUUAAACUUUAAGAUAUUAUGGAUAUUAACUCAUCUGUAACCAUGUGGAGUCUGUCUUUAGUGGACCCUGGUUUUGUACCCAAAGGGAUAGAAGGAAGGCAGUUGAAUCAUGUUUGUUUGAUGGUUUUUUUUUUUUUUAAUAUAAACAAGGAAGGCUGCUCUUAAGCAUGACUUUGCUGUUACUUUGCAGUUAAUAUCAGCAGUAACAUGGCGAUUAUUUGUCUGCCACUUAAAUGAUUCGAUUUAUUGAAAGCAAAAUGCUAUGAAUAAUUAUUGACUGAUCAGUAUGGUUGUAUUGAGCAGGGGCAUGAAAACAAUGGAAGUUCAGUCUGUAGGCCACAGAGUUGCUCUUUACAGUAGCCUACAUGUUUAACGGUAGGAUGUGGUCAGUAAAACAUAAUAAUUAACCAAAGACGCUUUCACAGAUCUGUUCAGUUGAUUGUUAAAUGGUUGAACUGAGUAUUUCCAGCCCUAAUUGUUGACUUGCAUGUAUUCAUGUGUCCUUUUAUUAGUCUCAGAUGAAAGGUACUGAAUUUUACUGGGCCCUGACUUGUUCUACAUGUUUUCGUACUGCUCCGGUUGCUUUUUGAGUCGAAAGGUCAAGUACUUCCAUUCCGUGAUACAUAAUUUCAGUGUAUGUUCAAGUUUUAAAUGGCACUUGUUCUUUCUCCCUCGCCAUUUGUCUGUUUUCCUUUAUCUGAAUAAAUCUAUUUUAUA
This is a messenger RNA of Scleropages formosus (Asian bonytongue), 2027 nucleotides long. RefSeq names its product MOB kinase activator 3A (gene mob3a). The record is from RefSeq and is a predicted model, not a curated record. The transcript is spliced from 4 exons. NCBI's taxonomy places the organism in Eukaryota, Metazoa, Chordata, Actinopteri, Osteoglossiformes, Osteoglossidae. The coding region runs from base 383 to 1033 and encodes 216 amino acids.